Homalodisca vitripennis (glassy-winged sharpshooter) is the source of this 971-nucleotide messenger RNA. Its product is annotated as iron-sulfur clusters transporter ABCB7, mitochondrial-like. Gene Ontology annotation, cellular component: mitochondrial inner membrane. Lineage: Eukaryota; Metazoa; Arthropoda; Insecta; Hemiptera; Cicadellidae. Gene Ontology annotation, biological process: transmembrane transport; intracellular iron ion homeostasis. The coding region runs from base 1 to 813 and encodes 270 amino acids. Gene Ontology annotation, molecular function: ATP binding; ATPase-coupled transmembrane transporter activity; ATP hydrolysis activity. The record is from RefSeq and is a predicted model, not a curated record. The transcript has 6 exons.
AUGGUUUCACAAUUGAGCAAGGAAGGUGCCCAGCAUAUUCCUAUCACAAGAGACAAUUCCACAAUUGAGUUCCGGAAUGUCAAUUUCAGCUAUGUGUCUGGCAAGCCCAUCUUUGACAAUCUUUCUCUGACUAUACCUGCAGGAAAGAAGAUAGCAAUUGUAGGAGGUUCUGGAUCUGGGAAGUCUUCGAUGAUCCGGUUGCUCUAUCGCUUUUUUGAGCCUACAUCUGGGGAUAUUUUCAUUGGAGGUGUCAACAUCAAGGACAUUGACUUGGACUGUUUGCGGAAAUCAAUAUCAAUUGUUCCACAGGACUCCGUGUUAUUUCACGAGACCAUCUUUUACAACCUCCACUAUGGGGACUUAUCUAAGAGCAAGGAGGAAGUAUUUGAGGCCUCCAAAAUGGCUGACCUCCACGACUCUGUCGCAAGAUGGCCUCAAGGAUAUGAUACCCAGGUUGGAGAGAGAGGUCUAAAACUGUCUGGAGGGGAGAAACAGAGAGUAGCCAUUGCCCGAGCAAUACUCAAGGGAGCUCCUGUACUAGUCUUUGACGAGGCUACUUCUUCUCUUGAUUCUAUCACUGAACACAACAUCCUGGAUGCUCUGCAACGAGCAACGGAGGGACGCACAUCUAUCUGUAUCGCUCACCGACUCUCUACAGUGAUGGAUGCUGAUGAGAUCUUGGUGCUGCAGAAUGGCCGACUCCAGGAGAGAGGCUCCCAUCAGCAGUUGCUGAACAAUCCUCACUCACUGUACUCUCGCAUGUGGAACAUGCAGCAUAACGGUUCUUCUGCUCGGGCCGCAAGCGCUAUUUAGUUGUACACGUACAAAUAUUGUUUCCUCCUGUCCUUUUACUGGGCAUCUCUUGUCUCUUCUUUAAAGUCAUUUCUUUUAAUUAGGUUUGAACAAAUUAUUUCAUUUAAUUCUACCAAUUGUUUGAUGUGUGUUUUAGUCUUAUUAAAAUCAUUACAAAA